Messenger RNA from Mycosarcoma maydis (corn smut), 2019 nucleotides. RefSeq lists its product as uncharacterized. Gene Ontology annotation, biological process: regulation of transcription by RNA polymerase II. Bases 1 to 2019 code for a protein of 672 amino acids. The transcript has a single exon. Gene Ontology annotation, molecular function: DNA-binding transcription factor activity, RNA polymerase II-specific; RNA polymerase II cis-regulatory region sequence-specific DNA binding. The record is from RefSeq and is a predicted model, not a curated record. NCBI's taxonomy places the organism in Eukaryota, Fungi, Basidiomycota, Ustilaginomycetes, Ustilaginales.
AUGUCGGCUCCGUACUACGCAGAUCAGACAGGCACCUCGGACUCGCCAUACCGUCCAAGCACGGCUGACAGCUCGUGGGAGCAAAGUAGGCCGUCUACCAUGGAGCACGCUCGGCCAGACUUGUUUGCGCAUGCGCCAGCCGCACCUUUGUCUCUAUCAUAUCCUCGUCCUGAGCCACUGCAAGCUUCUCAGACGUCUGCGAUGGGCGGGUCUCAAACAGGUAAUUAUCUCGGAGCCAAUGUUGUCACACCUCGUCAAGCCUUUUUUUCACGGGAUCAUAUCGACGCCAGUGCACAGUUUCCCACGAUGGAUACGAUGGAAAACUUUGCUCAUAAUACGCAAACUACGAUGCCUGCUGCUAUGCCCCGUGCCGCUCAAUUCGGCAGCGGCAGCGGCAUCGGCAUUGGUGGCGGAAACAGUAGCAGCAGCAGUAGUAGCAGCAGCGCCGUGGUGGGCUCGCAGCAUACGUUUGCGCCUGCCACCACCACAACCUGGUCGAGCUCCAUGCAGCAGCAGCCCGACUCAAUAGCCUACAGCCGAUAUGCAUAUCCAAGCCAAGCGGGCGCAAAUCCGUGGGCUACGCCUGGCGUUACGACCAUGUCGCAAAGUGUCAUCUACGACUCGUCAUCCUCGACCCACACCAGCCCUAAUCGAUCACAGACGUAUUACGACAUGCCGUCAAGCGAGCACUUUGAUCAUGCUAGCAACGCUUUCCAUACGGGCACGCACAUGUAUCCAGUCUAUGGUCCUUCGACGUCAAAGAUUGGCGGGCCCGGCACGUAUAUAUCGGCCCCGCAGCCCGAAUAUCAGCCAGAAGAGAUCGACAGCAUGCUCAACCAGGUCUCGAGCCUCUAUAAGGCAGCCAACACGAAAAAGAUGGCCGAAUUCUACCGCGACAAGUGGGCACGCAUGUGGUUGACGUGCAACUACACGCUCAAGCCCUCGAUCCAGAUCUCGAUACCAAGAACCAUCCUGCACGAAUCGUAUCGUCGUGCAUGUGACGCUUUGGGUCUGGAGCCGCUCCAAGCUGCUUCUUUCGGCAAGGUGCUUCGCAGUCAGUUCCCGGACGUCGUUCAACGUCGUUUAGGAGGACGCGGCAAAACUCGCUUUCACUACUGCGGCUUCGGGACGUCUAACGAUCGCGAGGCUGUCAAGGUCAAAUCGCUGCUCGAGGAAGAGAAGGCGGGCAGGCUGCAGCUCAGCGCCGGAAUCAGUGCUGAGUAUGCCGCAGAAGCACGAGGCAAAGCACGUUCCGAAGGACACGAAGCCGAAACUUCAUCCUCGUCCUACCGCACUCAGGCGUCUUCUGAUGCAUCUCAGUACGGCAACUCGCCGCACGCCUCGUCGGAAAGCAGCGGCAUGGGUCCCUCUGGUAUCGCCACGGAUGACAGACUGAUCGCUUCCGCCUUCGCGACGCUCAACAGUGCAGUACUGACUCCUCCUGGCACAAGCUCGGGUGUCGCCUACAGUUCUCAAGACACCGCCCAAUAUGCGCAGGUCCCAUCGCAAGGGCAUUCUUCCGUCUCUGCACAGCUGCCCAACGGCGGAGGAAGCGCUAUGCCAAGGAGACACACCGUCUCGCACUCUUACUCAGGAUUGAGUGAUCUAUCGUUCCUACCUGCGGGAAUGCAUGCGACGACGGAGACGGGCGAGACGGGUGUGAUGCAUGCCACUGGCGAAGUUGCUGCGUUGGGGCCUGGCGUUGCUUCUGGCGUGAGCGAGCCAUUACAAUCGACUUCGCUGCUCAACAGCCCCGCUUCUUCCUUGCACGGCUACCAGUAUCUGCAAGAUCCUCGCCACGUGCCUAGUUCGAUGCCGUUUCGACGAUCGUGUCAAGAUUUUGCGGAUUGGUCGAGCUUGCCGGGGCAGCAGGAUUUGACUACCAUCGCCAGCAGCAAUGCCGCCGGCGCUGUCGCGUCGGCCACUUCGACGGGUUUCGUGACUGGACCAGCGAGCGGCAACGCUGCCUCGCACGAGUUGCCACGAAAGGCGUGGUCGAAUAACUUUGUGUUUGAGUAG